AUGCAAGCAUUCCCCAAACAACCAAUCAGGGAUCUCCCUGCAAGUGUCCAAAUAUGGGGGAGCACCUCUGCCUUCCCUGUAAUUCCACCUGGGCCUUUUCCUGUUUGGUCACCUGAUCAAACCCAUCUCCUUCCUGCUUUGUGUGAGUGCCUCUCACCAUCACUGCCUGAGGAGUAUGGAAAGUCCUCCGCCUUCCCUGAAAUUACACUUUCUCUUUGUCAUAUAUCUACUGUUGGCUUAGCUGCCUACUUUACCUCACCUCCCUACCAAUCGCAUUUUAUUUCUUCAGAUGAAAUCCAUCUUUCUUUUCCUGCUUUCUUACGCAACUUCUUACUCUUUCGGACGGUAAGCAUUCAUUUAUCCUUCUCUCUUUUUAUCUAUUUUUCAUCAGCAACAUUUUACUGUACAUAUUGCUGUCGUCCAGGUUAUCCUCCACGUGACUAUCAUCAGCAGGGCUCGUCUUUACGAUUUUUUAAAAGAUCUUAUACAAUGGGUCGAAAGAAGAUUCAAAUAACUCGUAUAAAUGAUGAACGGAAUCGCCAGGUGACAUUCACAAAACGGAAAUUUGGCUUGAUGAAGAAAGCCUAUGAACUUUCAGUGCUGUGUGAUUGUGAAAUAGCAUUAAUAAUCUUCACCAGUGGCAAUAAGCUGUAUCAAUAUGCCAGUUCAGACAUGGACAAAGUGUUGCUCAAAUACACUGAGUAUAAUGACACUGUGGUUAGCCAGACUAAUAAGGAUAUUGUAGAGCUUUUGAAUAAAAAGGAUAAAGGUAAUGACAGUCCUGAAGCAGAUGAUGAAUAUGUGUUGACGCCACACACAGUGGAAAACUAUAAACGUAUUGAUGCUGAAUAUGCCCGUGUCAUGCAAGCUCCGCAACCAACUUCAACCACUCUCAGCCCAUAUCAACAAGUGUCAGUGCCAAUCACUAAUUUCUCCAUGCAUAAUUCUGGUUCAGCCAGCACCCAAACAGCUUCAACAGUGUCUGGUAGCAGUGCUAGCCAUAAUGCAGUCCUCUUGCUUUCCUCCAGUCAGAAUGGCCAAUCGACAGCAGCUGCUGUACCUUCCACCUACAGUCCAGUGCCUUCCACUUCAGGUUCCAAAAGUGGUGGGGAUUCCUCAAGUCCCCCUGCAGUUGUUCCUCGAACUUUGCAGAUCCCUCAACAUCAUCGUGAAGAGAGCAGUUCACCUGUAACCCACACACAGCCAGUUCCAACACUUGUCACAACUUUAGACCCUGAUAAAGAUGUUUCUGACUUGACCACCACCAGUACUGGACACUUAGUUCAAGGCAAACGACCAGAGUUAAGAAUUCAGAUUCCACCCAAGACUCAUGAAAUGAGUUCUGUAAGAGGAAGCAUGAGUGCUCUAGACACACCCGUAGUAUCGGUGGCCACACCCGGCAAUAGUGUGGCUAAUCCGUCCCAGCUUACCAGCGACAUUCAUUUCAGUACAGAUCUGCCAAGUCUAAUGAGCCAGACUCAGUUAAUUGCUCAGUGGGGAGCACAAAGCUCAUUAGCAGUACAAGGUGCUAACUUGCAACUGACAACCAGCACACUGAAUUUGGCAGACAUAGGCAAAGUCAAGAGUGAACCAAUUUCUCCUCCUCGGGAUUCAACAUCACCCAAAGUGUCUCUCUCUUCACUUUCUCAAACUCUACAGCAACCACUAAUCGUGCAACACCACAUAAACCCCGUCCUCACAUUGGCCUCACUCCCUGUAACUUUACAAGCAGACCAUGAUGACCAGCCCACGAGUGAGAAAAAAUCCCGUAUGACAACAGGAGAUGGAUAA
Molecule: messenger RNA, 1791 nt
Organism: Acanthosepion pharaonis
Lineage: Eukaryota; Metazoa; Mollusca; Cephalopoda; Sepiida; Sepiidae
Source: the annotation of a GenBank genome assembly